UCUCAUGGAAUGAAUUGUUGUGCCCAAAAAUCUUCAACCUAAAACUUACUAUGAUGGGGAAAAAAGCAAGUGUGUUCCUUGUGAGUUUAUUGCUUUUGAUAGGUUUGUCAAAACAAGAUGCUUUUGACUAUUUUCAAGUGGUGCAUGAAUGGCAGCCAGCCAUAUGCAACCUUGGAAACAGCUGCAAAAUACAACCGAAGAACGAGUUUGGUAUUCAUGGUGUAUGGCCUAGUGUCUACUCCAAGGGCCAAAUUGGACCUUGCUGCGGCCCCUCUUUUGACCCCCUCAAAAUCAUCUCAUUACAAGACCGGAUGAACCAAUACUGGAAAGAUUUGGAGAACGGGAACUCGAUAGAAGCAUGGGCGAGUAAGUGGGAAAUGCACGGAACUUGCUCCGCGGCUGGGUUUGAUCAGUUCAAGUAUUUCUGCUUGGGUCUGGAUACCUACGGUCGCCAUGCCAUUUUUUCAUUUCUAGACCGUGAAGGAUUGGCUCCCAGCUCUAGCAAGUAUGUAGCCAAGGCUAGCUUUAUCACAGCCAUCGCAAACUCGACCUUGAAGAAGGGUGGCGUCAUCUGCGCAGUUGAUCAAUAUCGUCGAAUACAACUUCAAAAGGCGGUUUUAUGUUAUGUCAAAGAUGGUCAUACUCUCAUUGACUGCCCAGAUAACGUUAGCAGUUCCUGUCCUGAUAACUUCGUGUGGCUUGCCUUGGGUGAUUGAGAUAUAUGUAAUGAGAGUUUACAAAAACCUUAUGAGUUAAGGUAAUAUAUGUAAUUAAUCUCUAGCUAAUGAAUAAACUGUAUUGGGUUUAAGUGUGGUAUGAGUUAGUUCAUGACAAUCCUGUAAAUAGGAUUGAAAUGUUGUAAUCUAAAUAAUCCAAGUGUGAAGUAAAUUACACAUAAAAGAGUUAAAGUCUUCCAAUAAA
Cucumis sativus (cucumber) is the source of this 921-nucleotide messenger RNA. RefSeq names its product ribonuclease MC. The transcript is spliced from 2 exons. Bases 51 to 716 code for a protein of 221 amino acids. Gene Ontology annotation, molecular function: RNA binding; ribonuclease T2 activity. The record is from RefSeq and is a predicted model, not a curated record. Gene Ontology annotation, biological process: RNA catabolic process. Lineage: Eukaryota; Viridiplantae; Streptophyta; Magnoliopsida; Cucurbitales; Cucurbitaceae. Gene Ontology annotation, cellular component: extracellular region.